Molecule: messenger RNA, 1119 nt
Organism: Jatropha curcas
Lineage: Eukaryota; Viridiplantae; Streptophyta; Magnoliopsida; Malpighiales; Euphorbiaceae
Biological process (GO): protein folding in endoplasmic reticulum
Cellular component (GO): membrane; EMC complex
Source: RefSeq, a predicted model, not a curated record
UCCUACUCCAUGUUACAAGGGAACUCCUGCAGAGAGAAUACUGCAGCUAUGGCGGAAGAUCUGGUGCUAGACACUGCAAUAAGAGAUUGGGUGUUGAUUCCUCUCUCGGUAGUUAUGGUUCUCAUUGGAGUCCUCCGUUACUUCGUCUCCAAGCUCAUGCGUUCUUAUCAAGUACCUGAUGCCAAGAUUGUUAAAGAAGGUCAAGUAAUUAUCAGGGCUCGGAAUUUGCGGUCUGGUGCUAAUUUUAUACCUCCCAAGUCGUUUCGUGCUCGAAGGGUUUAUUUCAGCAAUGAGGAAAAUGGAUUGUUAUUCGUUCCGAAAGGGCAAGCGCAAAAUGCACAAGCACAGAUGUUUUCUGAUCCAAAUAUGGCCAUGGAUAUGAUGAAGAAAAACCUUUCUAUGAUUAUACCUCAGACUCUUACUUUUGCCUGGGUCAACUUUUUCUUCUCUGGAUUUGUUGCAGCCAAGAUACCAUUUCCUCUGACUCAAAGGUUCAGAUCAAUGUUGCAAAAUGGGAUUGAUUUAAGUACUGUUGAUGUCAGUUAUGUCAGUAGUCGCUCAUGGUAUUUUCUUAAUUUAUUUGGAUUAAGGGGCUUAUUUAGUCUCAUUCUCGGUGAAGAAAAUGCUAUGGAUGAUACACAACGCAUGAUGCAAAUGAGUGGCUUUGGCUUUGAUCCAACAAAGAGCUUGAGUGCUGAGAAAGACAGUCUUGACAUAGUUCAGCACGAAUGGGCCCUUCCGCAAUUCGAGCACCGUGCCGAAGCAGUAUUGAGAAAACUUGUGAAUUGAGCAUAGCGAAAUAUGUUGCAAGUGGAAGCUAAAUGGUAUAUGCACAAUGCGGUUUCCGGUUCUUUCAUGCAUUUUUUAGUAGAAGUUCAUUGCUGCUUGAAGUCCACUACAAUUUAACAAUUAUAAGAAUGGCGAAUCUGUCAGUAUUGAGAUUGACUUCCCAGUUAACUGUAACCAUAGAGGAAAUUUUUGAUUUUGCAAGCUGUAAUGUUGUGUUAUCUUUUCUGGGAUUCAAUACUACACAUUGGCAAUGCAUUAAUGGUUUUAGGAUAUUGCCUUAAAGAUAUUUUUAUAAUAUUCUCUAUAAAAGAACAAAUAAAAUAAAAUUUG